Molecule: messenger RNA, 626 nt
Organism: Paramecium sonneborni
Lineage: Eukaryota; Ciliophora; Oligohymenophorea; Peniculida; Parameciidae
Source: the annotation of a GenBank genome assembly
ACGUCAUUUACUUAAUGAUAAUAUUAAUUUAAAAUAACCUUUAAAUUCUUUAAAUAUCCUAACAAUUAUAUAGAUUAUUCAAACUCAAUAAAAAUUUUAUAAAUGACGAGUUAAUGAUUAUAAUAAUUAAUGGCAAAUUAAAGGCAAAUUAGAAAUAAAGACUAAACUCAAAAAUCUACAAAAGCUCUAUCCAAAACCAUGCAACCCAAUAAAUCUAAAAUAAGUAUUAAUAAUUUUAAGAAAAUCAAAAAACUAGGCCAAGGAACAUAUGGUUCAGUCUUCUUAGUUGAAUAUUAAUCCAAAUCAUUUGAUAUGAAAGAGAUUGACAAAUCAAGUAUUCAAAAGUAAAUUAGUAAAAUUCACAUUGAAUCCAAAAGACAAUUCUAUAAUAAUAUAAAGGUAAUCCUUGUCGAAUAAUAUAUACAAUUUAGGAUGAUAAAUAUUUGUACUUGAUUGCCAAUUUUGUGAAGUUAGGAGAAUUAUUCUUUCAUCUUAAGAAAAGCAGAUCAUCUCUUGAAGUUUGGAUGUUUAAUCAGCCUAAAUAUUCUUUGCCUUAGAUGAUUUUCUUAAUAGAAUAUCAUAUAUAGAGAUCUAAAACCAGAAAACAUUCUCCUUGAAAAAAAAGA